Molecule: messenger RNA, 916 nt
Organism: Staurois parvus
Lineage: Eukaryota; Metazoa; Chordata; Amphibia; Anura; Ranidae
Source: the annotation of a GenBank genome assembly
GAUGAUGAAGUUAAUCUUUUAGCAAUUGUUGUGGAUGCAAACCCUAUAUGGUGGGGAAAACAGGCACUCAAUCAGUCAGCUGUAACACUUCCAAAAUGCAUGGAUGCAGUCAUGGUGAUGGGCAAUUCCCAUUUAUUUAUGGGUCGUAACAACAAACUUGCUGUAAUUGCCAGUCAUUUACAAGAAAGUCGCCUCCUUUUCCCAGGCAAGCAGUGGAAGAGUGGAGACUUGUCUGGGGAGUCCUCCAUUUUGGAAUCAAAUGUAUCUGGAAGCAAGGAUGGCAAAUAUGAAUUACUGACAGCAGCCAAUGACAUGAUUGCUGAAGAUAUCAAAGAUCUAAUGACCAAAGGAACUGAAGUGAAAGGACAGCGCACAGAUACUAUGUUGGCAGGAUCUUUAGCAAAAGCUCUUUGCUACAUUAACCGAAUAUAAAUAAAGAAACCACAGCUGGACAAGAAGUGAAAUCCAGGAUACUGGUCAUUAAAGCAGCAGAAGAUAGUGCUCUACAAUAUAUGAACUUUAGAAUGUCAUAUUUGCUGCACAAAAACAGAACAUUCUCAUUGAUGCAUGUGUACUGGACACAGAAUCAGGACUUUUACAGCAGGCUUGUGACAUAACAGGGGGAAUAUAUCUGAAGAUACCUCAAGUUAACUCACUGUUGCAGUAUUUGUUGUGGGUUUUCCUUCCAGAUCCAGAUCAAAGGACUCAGCUGAACCUGCCCCCUCCAGUUCAUGUGGAUUACCGUGCUGCAUGUUUCUGCCAUCGGAACCUGAUUGAAAUUGGCUAUGUUUGUUCUGUCUGUUUAUCUAUAUUCUGCAACUUUAGCCCCAUCUGUACCACUUGCGAGACAGCAUUUAAGAUCUCUUUACCCCCUGUUAUGAAGGCAAAAAAGAAGAAAUUAAAACCUAUGUUUUAG